Molecule: messenger RNA, 893 nt
Organism: Sesamum indicum (sesame)
Lineage: Eukaryota; Viridiplantae; Streptophyta; Magnoliopsida; Lamiales; Pedaliaceae
Source: RefSeq, a predicted model, not a curated record
AGUAUCCAAGGUAUCAACACACAUUUCUUGAUUCCUGAGUUUGAUAAUUAAGGGAUAUUAUGAGAUCGACCGUCUUCAUUUUGGCGGGGCUCUUUGCUCUGUUUGCAAACACCAUCAAUGCAAGAAAAGAUCCAGGGGCGUACUGGGAAGCUGUCAUGAAAGAUGAGCCAAUGCCUCAAGUAAUCCAAGGCCUUGUUGAUGAUGCAAGUAAAGUUACAUCUCCGCUGUCCCCCCAAAAGAACCACUGCAACACAACCCCAACCAAUUCUCGCACCUUUCAGCCAACCCCUAAUCUCUCAUCUUACAAUGAUGAUGAUAAACUGAAAGCCCAAAGAUCUUUCAGAAACGACUUUGAGCCGAGACCUAGUGCCUCAGCUUAUACAGAUGCGAGUGAAGUGAAACAAGAGAAAUCUUUCGUGAAAGACUUCGAGCCUAGACCUAAUCUAACAGCUUACACCGAUAAGAGUGACGCAGAGAAAGACAAAGAUUUUGAGCCAAGGCCUAAUUCGUCUGCAUAUAAUGAUAAUAAGGAUAUGAAAGAAGAGAACUCUUUCACUAAAGUGUUUGAGCUGAGGCCUAAACUUUCAGCUCACAAGGAGUCGAGGAGGCAAUUAAAGAAAGCCAUUGAGAGUGAUCUCAAGGCUCUGUGGAUGUCGACCGUGUCUGUUAAUCAGGAGGGGUAGUAGCCGGGGCAUGCAUACAGCAGAAGAAGAAUCAUAAGUGCAUUGCCUGUAGCAACUGAUGAAGUCUACAAGAGUUUCUCGUUUGUGUGUGUGCGCGUAUCCGAGUCGAUGUUCAAGUGUUGGAUUGUGCGUUAAAGUUUGUUUGAGUUUGGUGCAAGCAUGAUGCAUGUGUUAUCAAUUACUCUAUAUAGUGUGCGCAUUCCUCUCAAA